Messenger RNA from Acanthosepion pharaonis, 1923 nucleotides. Lineage: Eukaryota; Metazoa; Mollusca; Cephalopoda; Sepiida; Sepiidae. The record is from the annotation of a GenBank genome assembly.
AUGAGAAUUUUGUCAACUGCUAGAGAAUUUGCACCUCCUCUCUUUAUGGUGAGUAGUGUAUGGAACACACAAAACCGCCUCUUCUUGCAUAGCAUCCGCCUACACGCAAUAGAAAACUCGUUCCCAACACACCUGCUACAUCUUAUUCUCCUUCCUUCCUUCCUUGUAUUCUUUUUGUUCGGCCUACUGCCCAUGUGUGCUCUCAAUGUAACAUGGAUGUUAAACGAUUUUGCCUACACUCUCUCUAUACACUACUCUCCUGACUCCCUCCCAUCUCUCUGUCUUACCCGCAUUGAAAUAGGCCUUACUAGUCAACUGUUCAUUACACUACUCUCUCUCUCUCUCUCUCUCUCUAUGAAUGAAGAGGGAGAACUCCUCCUAUUUCCCCCCUCCCUUUUUUAUCUCUGUCUCUCUCCUUCUUACUCCCUUUUGCCGUCUUUUUAUUUACGGCCUCCUUCUCCUACUCCAGUGCUGUUUAUUUACGGCCUCCCCUUCAUUCUCUUACUGAUACCCUCAUUAUUUUCUUAUGAUCUCUAUUCCAUGUUAUCCUUUUCUCUUUUCUCUUUCUUUCACAUCAUUACUUUUUAUUUUUCCAUUUCUCCCUUGAUUUCCUUCCUACUGUGUUCACUUUUGAUUUUCUUUUUCCACUCUCUUUCCUUUACUCAUUCGCAUGCAACUUCAAACUACACCGUCUCCCCAAUUGCCGUAACUCACUCCACUCUCCUUUCUCUCUCUCACCCACCUUCUCCUCUCUUUAUUAUUUUCUUUCCUUUCCUCCUGCGCACCUGCAUGUACUCUGUGCGCACUUUUCUUGCCGCUGUACAUUCACCAACCCCAUCGUCGCUCCUCACCAACUGCUGCUGUACGCAUGCACCAUAUAGAUGUCUAUUUGAUUUUACGAAUACCGUACUGUCUCCCCCCCCCUCCCACCAGUGCGUGUGUGCAGUGCCUGCCGCCGCCGUCGCUUUAUCAUUUACUUCCUCUUUCUUUUACCCCUUUUAUUCCUUUCACUCUCUUAUCUCUCUCACAUCAAUUUUCUCCCUUUUAUUCUUCUCCUAUUUUCUGCUCCUCUGUUUCUCCAUGCACUAUUCUCCUCAUUCUCUGUUUUCUUUCCCUCUCAUCUAUCCUCCUCCUCUCUCUUAUUCUCAGCUUUUCUCCCUUCUAUCCUCCUCCUCCUUUCUCCCUUCUAUCCUCCUUUCUCCCCCUUCUCCUUUCUCCCUUCUAUCCUCCUCCUCCUUUCUCCUUUCUCUCCCCCCUUACUCUAUCCUCCUCCCUUACUCUAUCCUCCUUCUUUUCUCCCCUACAACACUUCUAUUUUCUUUUGCUCUCUCUUCUGUCUCUGUCCAAUUACAUUUCUUGAACCCCUUCAGUCCUAGCAAAGGGGCCAAGACUUUCCUGCUUUAUCAGUCUCUCUUUCUGUUCCUGAAGAUCCUUCCUCAACUUCUCACCUUCUCAACCUCUCAUAAACCUUUUCCCUCCUCUCUUUUUGUCUCUUUCCUUUCCCUCCUCUCUUUUUGUCUCUUUCCUUUCCCUCCUCUCUUUUUGUCUCUUUCCUUUCCCUCCUCUCUUUUUGUCUCUUUCCUUUCCCUCCUCUCUUUCAGUCUCUUUCCUUUCCCUCCUCUCUUUCAGUCUCUUUCCUUUCCCUCCUCUCUUUCAGUCUCUUUCCUUUCCCUCCUCCUUUCAGUCUCUUUCAGUCUCUUUCCUUUCCUUUCCUCCUCUCUUUCAGUCUCUUUCCUUUCCCUCCUCUCUUUCAGUCUCUUUCCUUUCCCUCCUCUCUUUCAGUCUCUUUCCUUUCCCUCCUCUCUUUCAGUCUCUUUCCUUUCCCUCCUCUCUUUCAGUCUCUUUCCUUUCCCUCGCUCCUUACCUUGUGGACAACACUUGAUGGAAUCAAAUCAUUUUUCACUCUCAUUCUUUGUCUUAUAA